Molecule: messenger RNA, 1227 nt
Organism: Planococcus citri (citrus mealybug)
Lineage: Eukaryota; Metazoa; Arthropoda; Insecta; Hemiptera; Pseudococcidae
Product: regucalcin-like
Exons: 5
Coding region: 193-1143 (316 amino acids)
Biological process (GO): L-ascorbic acid biosynthetic process
Molecular function (GO): enzyme regulator activity; calcium ion binding; gluconolactonase activity
Source: RefSeq, a predicted model, not a curated record
CUAAAAAAUAAGAAAUCUAAUUACCUACUCGUAUCACAAUAGCUGUGCAAACAAGAUAAAUUCAAGUUGUGUAGCUUAGCUGGCCUUAUCAUUUGAAAAAUUAACCAACGACACGUAGGUACGUGAUUGUUUAAAGCACUGGUCAGUUUCGAAAUAUUAUUCGGUUUGAUUUAAUUUUUUUCAAAUUGUGCUAUGAGUUUGAAAAUUACAACUGUUACUCCUCCUGUGGAGCUGGCCGAAGGUCCUCAUUGGGAUGAGUCGACUCAAGCUUUAUACUUCGUAGAUAUUUGGAAAUCGACUAUACACAGAUAUGUACCCGAAAGCGACCAAUACACCUGCACUAAAAUUCAUCUUCCAGGACAAGAGGAAAAGCCAGUCUCUCUAAUCAUUCCGGUAAAAAACGAAAAAAAUAAAUUCGUCAUUUCUUACGGAGCUGAUAUAGCGCUCAUUACUUGGGACGGUGAAAACGAUCCGUCAGAUUACCAAAUUUUAGCCACAGCUGAACAAGAUGGUAAAAAUAGCACAAGAUUCAACGAUGGUAAAUGUAGUCCGAGCGGAGUAUUAUUUGCAGGUUCGAUGGCUGUGGAUCAAGAAAAGAUAACCGACAAUUUGGGUAAUUUCUACUCUUUUAAAAACCUUAACUCGAAACUAUUACUCAAAAACAUAGGAAUUUCGAAUGGAUUAGCUUGGAGUGACGAUGAAAAAUUGUUUUAUUACAUCGAUUCGUUGACCUAUAAAGUUGAGGGAUUCGAUCACGACUCGGAUAAAGCUGAAAUUUCCAACAGAAGAACAGUUUUCGAUCUAAAACAAAAUAAUAUCGAAGCAUUUCCCGAUGGAAUGACCAUAGAUGCUGAUGGAAAUUUAUGGGUAGCUUGUUACGAAGGAAGCCGAGUAUUGAAGAUAAACCCAAAAACUGGAACCUUGUUAGAUACGAUAUCGUUACCAACGCCCAACAUCACCAGCGUAGCUUUCGGUGGAAAAAAUUUAGACGAGUUGUACGUAACUUCGGCACGAUACGAAACGUUCGCUCGUAAUAUCAAAGAAGAUGAUACGGCCGCUGGAUGUGUAUUUAAGAUAAUCGGUACGGGUUCAAAGGGCAUCGCCGGAGCAUCGAUAGAUAUUUCUAAUAUUUCUACUCACUAAUACUAUAAUUACUUUUUAAACCAAUGUAAUAUUCGAUAUACUUACAAAAAGCGGGUAAACAACGGAAUCUUUUCAUGCUAAAAA